AUGACAAGAUAUUGCGGAGUUGACAAGAAUGCUAAAGAUGAUGAUCCGAAGAAAGCUUAUAAAAAGCUUGCUAUGAACCGGCAUCCCGAUAAGAACCCAAAUAAUAAGAAAGAAGCCGAGGCAAAAUUCAAACAGAUCUCCGAAGCUUACGAGGAACUCAAGUUUUGUAUGUUGAUCGCCGAACGAGUUCUAAGUGAUCCUCAAAAGAGAGCAAUAUAUGAUCAAUAUGGAGAAAAAGGGCUUAAAGGCCGAGUACCACCACUAGAUACCGGUGGUCGAGGAGAAGAAACCUUCUUUUCAAUCGAAGAUAGGCCGAUAAUGUUCGGAUUCAAUCGGAGAAAUGCCGAUAAUAUUUUUGUCGAAUUCUUUGGCUUCUCUAGCCCAUUUGGAGGAAUGGGAGGUGGUGGUAGCAUGAAAGGUGGUUCAAGGUCUUUUGAUGGAAUGUUUGGAGAUGAUACUUUUAGUUCCUUUGGCGAGGGACUUCCAAUGCAUUCAUCUCCUCGCAAAGCGCCUCCAAGAGAGAAAACGUUGCCUUGUAGCCUUGAGGAGCUCUAUAAGGGAACUACUAAAAAGAUGAAUUAUAAAAUCAUUGAAUGUUGUAACAAAAUGGCUUCAAAAGGCAAGUUAUUGCAAAUGAAGCCAAUUACGAUGGAGUUACAAAUGAUAGUUGUUGGGGUGGAAAGUGUGUCAAAUAGUUGGCAUGGAAACUUUUUUUGGGUUUUAUUGGAUGGCUCAUGGGACGGUGUGGAGAGAGGGAUUGGAAGCGAAGAUGAAGAAGUGGAGGCUAUGGCCAUGGAUUUUUGUGUCCGGUUGUUAUGGUGUUAG
Dovyalis caffra is the source of this 825-nucleotide messenger RNA. Lineage: Eukaryota; Viridiplantae; Streptophyta; Magnoliopsida; Malpighiales; Salicaceae. The record is from the annotation of a GenBank genome assembly.